AUGGUCCUCCGGUUCCCCUUGCGCCGAAGUGCCAGCUUUACCCUGGAGUGCAGGACCUUGUCUGAGACACCUGACCCCACCAUUCUUACCAUGGAAGCCAAUGUGUUGGUGAUGGGAGCAGAAAACGUUGGAAAGUCAGCCCUGACUGUUCGCUUCCUGACCCGACGAUUCAUUGGAGAAUAUGGAGACCUGGAAUCAAUCUACAGCCGAAGCCUGGACGUGGAGGGCAGGAAAAUUCUCUUCCACAUCUGGGACUUCCCCAGUUCCCAUGGUCAGGCCGACCAGCACUCCACAGAAGAGAAGAGGAUCCAGUGGGCAGAUGGCUUCAUCUUGGUCUAUAGCAUCUGUGAUAGGGCCAGUUUCCACAUCCUUCCCACCAAAGUGCAGUUCAUUAAGGUGGCCAAGGAGGGCCAGUGCCCUGAGAAGGUGCCUAUUGUCAUUGUGGGUAAUAAGAGGGACCUGGGCCACCACCGGGCAGUUUCCAUUGAGGAAGGGCGGCUUCUGGCUCUUACCCUGAACUGUGACUUCUAUGAAGUGUCAGCAGCCGAGGCCUCUCAUGGAGCCCUUAUGGUGUUCCAGGGGCUAGCCCAACACUUUUGGCAGGCUCGACUGCCACCCCGAAGAGGUAUUGGGAUCCGAGGUAUUGUUAAGAGUAUGUCAGCAGUAUUUGCUCGAAAGAGAACAGAUUCCUUCUAA
This is a messenger RNA of Trichosurus vulpecula (common brushtail), 696 nucleotides long. RefSeq names its product ras-related and estrogen-regulated growth inhibitor-like protein. The coding region runs from base 1 to 696 and encodes 231 amino acids. The transcript has 4 exons. NCBI's taxonomy places the organism in Eukaryota, Metazoa, Chordata, Mammalia, Diprotodontia, Phalangeridae. The record is from RefSeq and is a predicted model, not a curated record. Gene Ontology annotation, molecular function: GTPase activity; GTP binding.